Equus quagga is the source of this 4944-nucleotide messenger RNA. It is a transcript of the gene EHBP1, whose product is annotated as EH domain binding protein 1. The record is from RefSeq and is a predicted model, not a curated record. Bases 1062 to 4400 code for a protein of 1112 amino acids. Gene Ontology annotation, molecular function: protein binding. The transcript is spliced from 26 exons. Lineage: Eukaryota; Metazoa; Chordata; Mammalia; Perissodactyla; Equidae.
UUGUAGGGUGGGGGACGGUCGCUGAGCGACUCCGUCCGGGAGGGGGCGGGCGUGAGGCGCGCCAUCCGCCUGAGGGGCUGCAGACCCCGGCUCCCGCGAGCGCCGCGGCUGGCUCGGCUAUUCCAUGUGGCUCCGGCGGGGAUGGAGGACUCGGUGGCGGCGGCGGCGGCUGCUGCUGCGGCGGCGACGGAGGAGCGGCGCUGAGGAGGGAACGGGGCCAGACUCAGCCCGGCAGCGGGAUUAGAGUCCUUCAGAAUACACAUCAUAUAGCCCCUGACGUGGAAUGGUGAUGUCUCCAUGAGGGAACCUCCUCUCACUCAUCCUGUCAUGUAUAUCAUUCUGUUCUUGACUGGGCCAUUCAUCUAAGGUGGGAUUUACCCUGUGAAACAGGGAGAAGACUUAUGGACCCCAAACGUCAUUUCAAGUUGUAAUUGAGUUUUUUAAAGUACAGACAUAUAUGCAAAGCUCCUUUGCUUUGGACCCUUUGCUUUGUUAAAGCUGCUGUAUUGCUAAACCAGAACUGAUCAUCAUGGCUUCAGUUUGGAAGAGACUGCAGCGCGUGGGAAAACAUGCAUCCAAGUUCCAGUUUGUGGCCUCCUACCAGGAGCUCAUGGUUGAGUGUACCAAGAAAUGAUCUGCUCUUUUGAGAGAUGAAGCAAAUGUGAUAAACAUACCACAUUUGUAGCUUGAGAAAGGAUUUGCUCAGCUCCAUGGUGAUAUUGUCAAGGUGGAAAAAAUAUGUGCUGGAAACUGAAUAAUUUGUUAUUUUACAUUCAAAGGGACAUUUCUACAGCCUUACCACAAGGCAACCAGAUAAACUGGUGGUAGUUUGGACAAGAAGAAGCCGAAGGAAGUCUUCCAAGGCUCAUAGCUGGCAACCUGGAAUAAAAAAUCCAUACCGUGGGGUUGUAGUGUGGCCUGUUCCUGAAAACAUUGAAAUCACUGUGACGCUUUUUAAGGAUCCUCAUGCAGAGGAAUUUGAAGAUAAAGAGUGGACAUUUGUCAUAGAAAAUGAAUCUCCUUCUGGUCGAAGGAAAGCUCUGGCUACUAGCUGCAUCAACAUGAAACAGUAUGCAAGCCCUAUGCCAACUCAAACUGAUGUCAAGUUAAAAUUCAAGCCAUUGUCUAAAAAAGUUGUAUCUGCCACUCUCCAGUUUUCAUUAUCUUGCAUUUUCCUUCGGGAAGGAAAAGCCACGGAUGAAGACAUGCAAAGUUUGGCUAGUUUGAUGAGUAUGAAGCAGGCUGACAUUGGCAAUUUAGAUGACUUUGAGGAAGAUAAUGAAGAAGAUGAUGAGAACCGAGUGAACCAAGAGGAAAAGGCAGCAAAAAUUACAGAAAUUGUAAACCAAUUGAAUGCUCUGAGCAGCUUAGAUGAAGAUCAAGAUGACUGCAUAAAGCAAGCAAAUAUGCCUUCAGCUAAAUCAGCCAGUUCCUCUGAAGAGCUUAUCAACAAGCUUAACUUUUUGGAUGAAGCAGAAAAGGACUUGGCCACUGUGAAUUUAAAUCCAUUUGGUGAAACUGAUGUAGCAGAAUUAAAUCCAUUUGGAGAUCCUGACUCAGAAGAACCAAUUACUGAAACAACUAUACCUAAAAAACCGGAAGAAUCUUUUUAUAAUAACAGCUAUCAUCCCUUUAAAGAGGUACAGACGCCACAGUAUUUGAACCCAUUCGAUGAGCCAGAAACCUUUGUAACUAUAAAGGAUUCUCCUCCCCAGUCUACUAAAAGAAAAAAUAUAAGACCUGUGGACAUGAGCAAGUACCUCUAUGCUGAUAGUUCUAAAACGGAAGAAGAAGAGUUGGAUGAGUCAAAUCCUUUUUAUGAACCUAAACCAACUCCUCCUCCAAAUAAUUUGGUAAACCCAAUUCAAGAACUGGAGACUGAAAGAAGAGUGAAAAGAAAAGCCCCAGCCCCACCAGCCAUCUCACCAAAGACAGGAGGAGUGAAUGAAAACACAGCUGUUUCUGCAGGAAGAGAUCUCUCUACUUCUCCUAAGCCGAGCCCUAUACCAAGUCCUGUUUUGGGACGAAAGCCAAAUGCUAGUCAGUCAUUGCUUGUAUGGUGCAAAGAAGUUACAAAAAACUACCGGGGAGUGAAAAUCACCAAUUUUACUACAUCGUGGAGAAAUGGUUUAUCUUUUUGUGCAAUAUUACACCACUUUAGACCAGAUUUAAUUGACUACAAGUCUCUGAAUCCUCAAGAUAUUAAAGAGAACAACAAAAAGGCAUAUGAUGGAUUUGCCAGCAUAGGAAUUUCCCGGUUGUUGGAACCUUCUGAUAUGGUUUUAUUAGCAAUUCCUGACAAACUGACUGUUAUGACUUAUCUCUAUCAAAUAAGGGCACAUUUCAGUGGCCAAGAACUAAAUGUUGUUCAGAUAGAGGAAAACAGCAGUAAAAGCACAUAUAAAGUUGGAAACUAUGAAACAGAUACGAACAGUUCUGUUGAUCAGGAAAAAUUCUAUGCAGAGCUUAGUGAUCUGAAGCGGGAACCUGAACUACAGCAGCCCACCAGCGGAGUGGUAGACUUCUUAUCCCAAGACGACUCUGUAUUUGUAAAUGAUAGUGGUGUUGGAGAGUCAGAAAGUGAACAUCAGACUCCUGAUGAUCAUCUUAGUCCAAGUACAGUCUCCCCUUACUGUCGCAGGACUAAAAGUGACACAGAACCCCAAAAGUCCCAGCAGAGCUCUGGAAGGACUUCAGGAUCUGAUGACCCCGGAAUAUGUUACAAUACAGAUUCAACCCAUGCACAAGUUUUGUUAGGCAAGAAGAGACUAUUGAAAGCUGAGCCUUUAGAAUUGAGUGACUUAUAUGUUAGUGAUAAGAAGAUGGAUAUGUCUCCACCCUUUGUUUGUGAGGAGGCAGAUGAGCAAAAGCUUCACACUCUAGAUAUCACCAGUAACUUGGAGCAAGAAAAGUUAGAGAAUUCCAGACCCGUAGAAUGCAGAUCAGAUCCUGAAUCACCUAUCAAAAAAACAAGUUUGUCUCCCACUUCUAAACUUGGAUACUCGUACAGUAGAGAUGCAGACCUCGCGAAGAAAAAACGUACUUCCCUGAGGCAGACAGAGUCUGAUCCAGAUGCUGAUAGAACCACUUUAAAUCAUGCAGAUCAUUCCACAAAAACAGUCCAGCAUCGAAUGUUAUCCAGACAAGAAGAACUUAAAGAAAGAGCAAGAGUUCUGCUUGAGCAAGCAAGAAGAGAUGCAGCUUUAAAAGCAGGAAAUAAGCAGAACACCAACGCAACCACACCACUCUGCAACAGGCAGCUAAGUGAUCAGCAAGAUGAAGAGCGACGUCGGCAGCUGAGAGAGAGAGCUCGUCAGCUAAUAGCAGAAGCUCGAUCUGGAGUGAAGAUGUCAGAACUUCCCAGCUAUGGUGAAAUGGCUGCAGAAAAGUUGAAAGAAAGGGCAAAGGCAUCUGGAGAUGAAAAUGAUAAUAUUGAGAUAGAUACUAACGAGGAGAUUCCUGAAGGCUUUGUUGUAGGAGGUGGAGAUGACCUUACUAACUUAGAAAAUGACCUUGAUACUCCCGAACAAAACACUAAGUUGGUGGACUUGAAGCUGAAGAAGCUCCUAGAAGCUCAGCCACAGGUGGGAAAUUCACUCUCCAGUUCUGCUCAGAAGGUUAUAACUGAGAGCUCAGAGCAAGAUAGUAAGAAUGGCACAGAAGACCUCCGGACUGAGCGACUACAAAAGGCACCAGAACGGUUUAGAAAUCCAGUUGUGUUCAGCAAGGAUUCUACAGUCAGAAAAACUCAACUUCAGUCUUUCAGUCAAUAUGUUGAGAAUAGACCAGAGAUGAAAAGGCAGAGAUCAAUACAGGAAGAUACAAAGAAAGGAAAUGAGGAGAAGGCAGCGAUAACUGAAACUCAGAGGAAGCCAUCAGAAGAUGAAGUGCUUAAUAAAGGGUUCAAAGACACCAGUCAGUAUGUUGUAGGAGAAUUGGCAGCACUAGAGAAUGAGCAAAAGCAAAUUGACACCCGUGCCGCGCUGGUGGAGAAGCGCCUUCGCUAUCUCAUGGACACAGGAAGGAACACAGAAGAAGAAGAAGCUAUGAUGCAGGAAUGGUUUAUGUUAGUUAAUAAGAAAAAUGCCUUAAUAAGGAGAAUGAACCAGCUGUCUCUUCUGGAAAAAGAACAUGAUUUAGAACGCCGGUAUGAACUGCUGAAUCGGGAAUUGCGGGCAAUGCUGGCCAUUGAAGACUGGCAGAAGACCGAGGCCCAGAAGCGACGCGAGCAACUCCUGCUGGAUGAGCUGGUGGCCCUCGUGAACAAGCGCGACGCGCUAGUCAGGGACCUGGACGCUCAGGAGAAGCAGGCCGAAGAAGAAGAUGAGCAUUUGGAGCGAACUCUGGAGCAAAACAAAGGCAAGAUGGCCAAGAAAGAAGAGAAAUGUGUUCUUCAAUAACAGCCGGACCAGAAUCUUUCCCAACAUUUUAGUCUUGGGUCCCCAGACCAGAAAAAGUCAGACUCGUUGUUGAUUUAAAACUUUAACAUUUUGUUUGGCUGGAUUGUACUUCUUUACUACUACCCCCACCCCUUUUCUUCCCUCCUUUCCAGAUAAUAUACAGAACUCCAAAAUAGCUUUGUUUAAGGAUUUUUUGUGUAUGUGAGUUAAUCAUUUCCUUGAAAUCAUGUGAAAUAGAUUUGCACAGAUACCUUGUGAGUGAUUGGUAUUGGGAGUGUUCAAGAAACUGUUCAGAGAAGAAAGAAAAGAAAACCCUUCCCGCAUUAUGUUCCCUCCUUUUCUGAUGGGAGGAAAAUUUGAAAACAUUGUUGUUGUUGUUGUUGUUGUUAAUAGCAUAAUGAUGGUGGGAGGGGGGGUAAAAGAGGGAUAAGAAAAAUGUCAUGAAUGAUUUUUUUCCAGUCCUGCCAUAUCUAACACUGACUCUGUUACCUAAAUUUUAUAGUUAGAUCAUAUUCAAUCUGCUUAUUAAACUGUGUUCUAUUUA